Molecule: messenger RNA, 2112 nt
Organism: Morone saxatilis (striped sea-bass)
Lineage: Eukaryota; Metazoa; Chordata; Actinopteri; Moronidae
Product: transmembrane protein 132C-like
Exons: 7
Coding region: 565-2112 (515 amino acids)
Source: RefSeq, a predicted model, not a curated record
AAUUUGCCAAUCCAGCCCGGAGUGCGCGUCCCAUAGCCCCCCCUCAGUUUGUGCACCAGCACUCUCCCGGUCCACAGCCACAGGGUGCAGAGCGGCAACAGAUUCAGGAUUCACUCCACCUCCACUGAUCUGUGCACGCUUCUUCAUCGCGUGGAAAGUUGGAGGACUAUCCUUUUUUUUUUACCCAGAGACGUCGCAUGUACUUGCGUGUCACCCGCAGCAUCCAGGUGAUCCGGCGCGCAGUGAAUCCAGCACUCUAUGAAAAAGAAGAAGAGGAAAUGAUAUCUCUUUGGGAAUCACACACUGUUGAGGACUUUUUCCGCUCUUGUUGUUGGUGAAAAAGAUUCUGCAGCCUGAUCGGAAGACGCGGGUGCAUUUUUAAUGUCACAUGUCAGUAUUAGAUGAGUCCGCGGCGCCGUAUCCUGUGCAAUAAGAGGAAUGGUGGUGUCGCGUGGAAUACAACUGUUUUGCUUUCAAUGGAGAACCGCUCAAAGAGGAUAAAUUGCGUGCAAAGUUGUGUGGCUUUCUGCUGAGGGAGUUUAUCCAGCGGGCGAACAAACAGACAUGGGGCCGCUCCAGUGCGUGGGACUCAGCGCGCUCCUCCUGUGCACAGUGGUGGACAGCAAGGUGAUCCUGGAGGGCCUUCAGAGGUAUGGCCCCACACCAAUCUAUCUGCCUGUCAGCUACCGGAUCCUCAAUGCUGAGGCGGCAUUCUUUCUCCAGGAGGCAAAUCAGGACUUAAUGAGGAACUCCAGCCUGCAGGCUCGUACGGAGUCUUUCUUCGUCCACCAGGCCCGGCAGAUACCCUUUGUCAAUGCUAGCUACGGCCCGCUGUCUGUCCAGCAGCCUGUCCCUCUGGAGCUGCUGCAGACCCUGCCAGGGCCAUUUAACACACCCUCCUUCUCUUCAUCAUCAGUGCCAACAUCAGCGUCAUCGCCACCUCUCUUUACAUUUAACUGGAAGGUUCACACCUAUAUUAUCAGCGAAAGGAUUCACCCUAGUUGGCCAAAGGUUCAAGUGUUGUUCUACAUUGCGGGGAGGGACUGGGAUGAUUACAGCGCCAUCCACAAGCUGCCCUGUGUCAGGAUGUUCGCCUUCCAUGAGACUCAAGAGGUGCGGGGGACAUGCAGGCUAAAAGGUGAACUGGGAAUAUGUGUUGCCGAGCUGGAGCCCCUUGCCAGCUGGUUCAGCCCACCCACCAUCAGGCCAGGAAGACAGAGGGUCUCUGAGCAGGCCCAGGGCACUCCUGUGGAGCUGUACUACAUGAUUCAAACAACGGACAGUGGAGACUGCAGCUCAGAGGAUUCAAGAAAGGACACCUCCGUCCGCACAGACCAGCAGAGGCCGAUGGGCUAUUUUGCAGGGCACACACCUAUGCAGCGCAUCGGGAGUGUCAGGCUGUUUCAGCCGCUGUCGGAGCUGAAACUGGACAAUAACUUUGUGGUGAUGGCACCCUCCAAACCCAUCCGGCAGAGAGAAACGGUCUCUGCUUUUCUGGCUCUGUCCACGCUUUCCACAGUGCCAAUUUUCACCCUCAGGGUCAAGCUGAAGGACGGUGUGGCGUUCCUGGGAGCUAGGGCCAUUAACCCUGUUGUGUGGACCGUGAGUCAGGAUGUAAGAAGUGAAGGUCACAGGAUUGUCACCCUCCACUGUCGGAGGAAGGAGAACAGUUUUAGUCAAAGGUACGUUAGACUCCCUCCUUCCACAGAAUUAAUCAACGUAGUGGAGGCAGCAGGCUACCAGCGAGUGCUGCAGGUGGACCUGGAGGUGAACGGGCUGAUGGUGAUUCAGGGCGGAAGGGAGGUGACAUGGCAGGUGGAGUAUCCGCUCGCCCGCACCCUUACCAGUGAGGUGCCGACCCUCAUCCGGCUGGCACCACAGGACCUGGGUGGCAUCGUGCCACUAGCCAUGGAUACCGAGAUCCUCAACACAGCUGUCCUCACUGGGCGCACAGUCGCCGUGCCAGUAAAGGUAGUCACCGUAGGAACAGACGGAGCUGUCUCUGAUGUAACAGAGUCGGUGGAGUGCAGGUCUACAGAUGACCAGGUUAUCAAGCUUUCUAGUGGUACGUGGGUGGGUGAGCGGAAUGAACAAAAGGUAGCUGCGGUGUAG